Molecule: messenger RNA, 2063 nt
Organism: Paramisgurnus dabryanus
Lineage: Eukaryota; Metazoa; Chordata; Actinopteri; Cypriniformes; Cobitidae
Gene: ptger1c
Product: prostaglandin E receptor 1c (subtype EP1)
Biological process (GO): positive regulation of cytosolic calcium ion concentration; adenylate cyclase-activating G protein-coupled receptor signaling pathway; inflammatory response
Cellular component (GO): plasma membrane
Molecular function (GO): thromboxane receptor activity; prostaglandin E receptor activity
Source: RefSeq, a predicted model, not a curated record
AAUAUGGCUGUUGUUUAGGUAACAAGACAGUGAUUAAGAUAUAAGGUUGGAUUUGGUGACUUACACACCCAACUUAGAAAUAAAAAAAACAUAUAAAGAGAAAACAAUACAUGAAAUGAUACGAAAAGAAAGUCGUGCCACGGACACAAAAAACUAUUUAUAGAAAUUUGUGCGAGAAGACAUUCGUGCUCAAGGCACAAAAAAGCUGAAUUUUGUGCCAUGGACAUGAAUAAAUUUAUCAAAUUUUUCGUAACUAUAACACGACUUUCUGUGAGAUCAUGUUGUUUUUGCUAUAUUUGUGUUUGAAUUUAAGCUAUUAAAACAUUUCUGUGUUUACAUUUUCAUAAUCACAAGACACAAACUACGAAAACUGCAAUAUUGACAAUGUGGCUUAUGCUCUCAACCAAUUCACCACCAUCAUCAUCACCACCACAUUUGAAGUACAGUAUCACCCAGUCCUAAUACAUUUUCAACUUUUCUCUCUGAGCUAUUUUAUUUUUUCAACAAUAGUAGAUUCUCACAGUUAUAUAAGGCCAGAGACUCCAGUCCCUUGAGAAAACCCCUUCAUCACAGCUUCUUGACAUGUUUUUCAGAUCACAUUCACCUAGCAAGAAUUUCUUGUCCUUCUGUCACAUCAUGGAUGUUCUUUUCACAUCCUCCUUACCUAUUUUAUGCCACUAUAAUCUCACGGCUCUCUGCUACGACAACCAAACCCUAAACUCAACAUCUCAGACAUUGGUUAACGCGCCAGCUUUUGGGAUGUCCUACUUCACCAUGACGCUCGGUGCCCUGUCAAACCUCACGGCACUGGCGAUCCUCGCCCAUUCCUACACCCGUUUCAGGCGCCGGGCCAAAGCCCCGUUCCUAUUGCUGGCUUCGGGCCUGCUUCUGAGUGACCUGGCGGGUCAUGUGAUCACAGGGGCCCUGGCACUACACCUCCAUCUAGGAAGAGUAAAGCAUCACGGGGCGGCAGUGCUCCUGAAGCCUUCACAGGGUUACUGUAAAUUGUUUGGUGCUUGCAUGGUGUUUUUUGGUUUGUGCCCUCUGCUGCUGGGAAGCGCGAUGGCCGUGGAGCGUUGCAUAGGCAUCACGCAACCUCUCUUGCACUCGACCGUGGUUACCAUUGCACGAAUUCGGCUCACCAUACUGCUGAUCAUCUCAUCGGCUCUCAGUUUAGCGGGACUCCCCCUGCUGAACGUGGGGGACUACAAACCUCAGUUCCCCGGUACCUGGUGCUUUUUACCAGUGUACGGUUCACUUUCCAUAGCAGAUGCAAGCUUGGCUUUGGCUUUUUCCUGCCUUGGCCUUGUAGCAUUGCUCAUCUCGGUUCUUUCUAAUAUAAUAAGUGGGUGGAAGUUGCUUCAGGCCAGGUUUAAGGACAAAUGUGUAAGGACAAGCACUGUUCGGAGACAAGGAUCCUUCUCCUCUUCAUCCCUGCAAUCCCUGGAUGUGGAGAUGAUGACACAGUUGGCCGUGAUAACCGUGGUCUCCUGUGUCUGCUGGAGUCCCUUUCUUAUUUACAUCCUUAUAUCCGUGAUCAUGUUUUAUGAGGGAUUCGCCAGACCGGAGCAUCAGGUUGAAAAAUUUCUUCUGCUUGCCCUGCGUUUGGCGAGCUGGAAUCAGAUUCUGGAUCCGUGGGUUUACAUCCUACUGCGGCGCGCAGUUCUGCGCAGAAUUCUUCAGCUGCUGCAUCCCGACAGAGUCGUGUUCACAGCGAGCAGCUUCUACAGAGACUCCAACAAAAAGCAAAUGAGUUUACACUGAUUACACACAAAGCUUUUUAAAGAGAAAGACAGAAAGUGUGAGAUAAAAAAUCUAAACUGUUGUUUGUUGCCAAAUGAAGAUCUGUUCCUAUACUGCUACGCAAAUGCUUUUUGCAUGAAAAUGUUUACAGAACUUUUUCGUUUCAGUGUUCAGUUCAAGACUACAGAUAUUUACACUAUAACCAUGGUUACCACCAAAAUACCAUAAUUACUAAAGUGAUUGGAAGAACUGUAUAAAAGUAAAAAAAAAUUGUAUUGGCAAUCCCUGUCAUAAACAACAACAACAACAACAAUAACAAU